GAAAAAUCGGUAGGGGUCGGGACAGCAGUAGUGGCGCUGCCGCCGCCACCGCGGGGGAGGUAGCAUCUAGCCACUCCGCUGCCGCCGUCUCCGUAUGUUGCACCAGGUCUGGAAUGGCUUCGGUGGUGGAGAGGCGGAGGGAGGACCACUCCCGGAGAUCGCGCUCCCCGGCCAGGGACAGGGAGCGUAGGGGCACGCCGCCAUGCAGGCAGAGCCCGCCUAAGCGGACCAGCGCGUCGUACAGGGACAGGGAGAGGUCGCCUCCGAGGGAGAAGGCGAAGGAGCGUACCAGGUCGCCGCGGUCUCCUGCUAAGGCCAGCCUGACGCAGAGGAAGAGGUCGCCUCCGAGGGAGAAGGCGAAGGACCAGCGGGUCAGGUCACCGAAACACGGGAGGGAGCAGUCACGAUCACCUUCGCCUGCCAGGAGGCGCGGCUCUAGGUCUCCAUCACCACGCACCAAGAGGCUGAGGAGAGCCCAUGGCGAGCGGGAGGCUGCGCAGGUGACUGACAAUGAUCGCCGCAAGUCCACCUGGAGGCACUGGGAGCCUGAUGAGGCGAGGGAUGCUUCGAGUGACAGGAAGGUUGAGCGGGAGAUGGCGCAGGUAACCAAUGGUGACCGCCGCAAGUCCUUUCACAGGGAAGACAGGGACUCAGGAGGCAAGCACCGUGAGCAUGAUGAAGGGAGGGAUGCAUCUAGAGAUAGAAAGGCAGAGCGGGAGGAUGCCAGAGAUAAGAAAUCUGAUCGAGAUGAUUCAAAGGAUCAUUCAAGGCAUAGAAGGGCUGGAAAGGAUGAUAAGUCUGGUGCUUCAAAGGAGACAUUGUCGAGCCCGGAUGAUGAUAGGCAUGAUUCAAGAGGUGGAAGGUCUGAUCGCGAUGACUGGAAAGCUGCUUCUUCAAGGGAGCAAAGGGUGGACCGUACUGAGAAAAAGGAUUCAUCAAGGGAGAAACUGACGGGUCGGGAGGAGAGCAAUGGAGUCGGAAGGUCAUCUAGGCGUGGUCGAUCUGUGUCUCCAGAUGAGCACAGGCAUAGGGGCAGGCAUGAGUCCCAUCCAUCACCGAGGGUCUCCAGAAGUGCAGCACGUACUGAGGAUAUCAAUUCUAGAGGAGGUGAAGCAUCCAGGAGCGGAGAUCCUGAUGCUUUGGCAAUAAUGAAUGCUGCCACAGAAGCUCUUGAAGCAAAAGAAAAAGUGCAAAAGCCAUCCUUUGAGUUAUCUGGAAAGCUUGCUGAGGAGACCAACAGAGUUGCAGGUGUAAAUCUAUUAUAUUCAGAACCCCCAGAGGCUCGCAAGUCAGAGAUUAGAUGGAGCCCCUAUGUAUUUAAGGGUGGAGAACCGCUGAAUGGCCUUAUCUGAUGGAUCUUGAUAGUACAAAUGGGACUUUCAUUAAUGAAAAUCGCAUCGAACCUUGUCGCUAUUAUGAACUAUUUGGAAAAGAUACAAUCAAGUUUGGCAAUAGUAGGCAUGAUCAUAACCACUGAAGAAGCACGAUAUCUGUUUUCUGGUUAAUAUGUGCAUAGAUGUCUUUGCUCUCUUCAUUUGUCCUCGUUGCAUCAAUUCAAGAAAGUGGCAUAUAUCUAGAUUCUUCAGUAUCAUGUGUAGUAACUUGGUUUCCUAUGUGAAUUGCUCAGUUUAAACCUUUUUCAAAUUUAGGUGUGAAAUAUAUUCAUUCUUCUUUUGGCAGCUUUUCCUUGU
Messenger RNA from Panicum hallii, 1691 nucleotides. Its product is annotated as serine/arginine repetitive matrix protein 1-like. The record is from RefSeq and is a predicted model, not a curated record. NCBI's taxonomy places the organism in Eukaryota, Viridiplantae, Streptophyta, Magnoliopsida, Poales, Poaceae.